CGCAUCGCAUCCCCAAAUCUCGUUUCCGUCCAAGUCGUCUCCUCUCCUUUUCCUUUCCUCGAAAGACACUCUCUCUCUCACUUCACUCCACUCCACUCCACCGUUUCCCCGUUUCCCUCUCUCGAUCCUCCUCCUCCAAAUCUCCCACCUCAACUCCAUCGCAAUCCAUCCCACCCUCCUCCCAAACCCUAGCAAGCAGAGGGAGCGACGCGGGCAUCAGCAGCCAGCCAGCAAUGCUCACCCCCACCGCGCCGCCGUCCACCUUCCUCUUCCUCCUCCUCUUCCUCCUCGCCGCCUCCAAUUGCAGCGCCACCUCACAGGUCGGCGGCGCGGGGGAGGAGGUGGAGGUGGCGCGGAUGGUGCCGGUGGUGGAGGGGGGCGGGGGGUUCAGCGCGAUGGUGCUCAACGAGACGCGGCGGAGGCUGGGGAGCUUCCAGCUCUGCGCGCCAUGCACCUGCUGCGGCGGCGGAGGCGGAGGCGGAGGAUCCAGGGGCGGCGGAUGCAUCCUCUCCCCGUGCUGCUACGCCAUCAACUGCAACAUCCCCAACCGCCCCUUCGGCUUCUGCUCCUUCACCCCCAAGUCCUGCGACUGCCUCGGCUGCAACCUCUAAGAAAAAGGGAUGCAGUGGAUUGUGGAUUGGACAGAAGUUGACAACUACUGCAGCGAAGUGCGUACUUACGUCGUAAUGGUAAAUUAAGAUGGAUACAAAGAGACCGAAAUGGCAUCGUCCCACUAUAUAGUACGUGUCCUGAAAACAUAUAUUGCUAAUGCUGUACUUGGUACGAUGUUGUAUCAAGAACAGGGGAUUAAAUUGCAGUAAUACAACGUGCAGGCGAUCGACAUGUUGUGCUAAUCUUUUACUCCUAAUUAAUAUCACUGACAGUACUAUUGCUGCUUGGCUAGAAA
Molecule: messenger RNA, 907 nt
Organism: Oryza sativa Japonica Group (Japanese rice)
Lineage: Eukaryota; Viridiplantae; Streptophyta; Magnoliopsida; Poales; Poaceae
Source: RefSeq, a predicted model, not a curated record